Molecule: messenger RNA, 2072 nt
Organism: Linum tenue
Lineage: Eukaryota; Viridiplantae; Streptophyta; Magnoliopsida; Malpighiales; Linaceae
Source: the annotation of a GenBank genome assembly
GCCCUCUGCCCUUUCUUGCUUGAUCACGCGUUCCUUCUCCUCCCCCCACCAAUCCGUUCUCAAACCUGCGGCUCCCCUCGUAACCCUAGAAAUGCCUGGCUCCCAUUUCGCCACCGGCGACGCCGUCGAAGUCCUGAAGCGGGACGACGGCAGCGGCGGCGGUUCCUUCCAGCUCACUUACUACCCCGCCGCCGUCCGCCGAGCACCCGCCAAGCAGCGGAACAAGAUUCUGGUCGAGUACCAGACGCUGAAGAACGGGUCGGUACCAGCGAAGGAGCUCGUCGAUUGCUGCAGCGUGAGGCCCGCCCCGCCGCCGGACGCUGGGGCAUUGUUCAAAGAGGGAACCGACGUAGACGUCUACAGCGAAGGCGGUUGGCACGCAGGGAUUGUGAAGGAGAUACUUGGGAAUUCCAAGUACCUGGUGGCGUUCGCUCGCCGGAGUGAAGGAAUCGUGGCGGAGCAGUGCACUCUCAGGCACCAUCGGGACUGGAUUGGAGGCGAUUGGUUCCCGCCUCUACGGCAAGUCCUUCCGCCGAGGAAGCGCUAUGUGGAGGAGCCAAAACCUGGGAAAAUAAAGCUGAAGAUCAAACGCGGAAAAGGGGAAACCGAGACAACGUUGAGAAAAGGGACGAGAAUUGAAGUGAAAUCUGAUGAUGCCGGUUUCGAAGGUUCUUGGUUUGCUGGGAUCAUAAUCGAUCUCGAAGGGACGAACAAGUAUUUGGUUCAAUAUCUGAACCUACUAAACGAGGAACAAACUGCUUCAUUGAGAGAAGUGGUAAGCGCAGGCAAUGUAAGGCCUUACCCACCUGAAACUCAGUCAGGUAACUGUUACAAGUUUCUUGACAAGGUGGAUGCUUGGUAUAACGAGGGCUGGUGGGAAGGUGUGGUGUUGCGAGUGGAUGAGAGAUCGAAUAAGUAUAUGGUCUUUUUCCCAUUUACAAAGGACAACGUUUAUUUUGAAGCUUCAAGUCUCAGGCCUCAUAUGGAAUGGGUGAAUGGGAAAUGGGUCAAGGAGAAAUCUGCCAAAGUCAACCAUGAGGUGAGACAGACAGGUUCCGGUUACAGCAAGGGAUUGAAGGUUGAGGUCAAAACUGAUGAAGUUGGUUACCAGGAUGCUUGGUUUGUGGCAACCAUUCUCGAUGUCCCAAGGAAGGAUAGGUAUCUGGUGCAAUAUGAUAAUCUUCUCGCCAACGAUGAAACCAAGUUCCUGGAAGAGGAGGUGAAUGCUUGUGACAUCCGUCCAUGUCCUCCACAGGUGCCAGAUAUUCACCCUUAUGGACUUCUCGAUAUUGUGGAUGCUUGGUGUAAUGAUGGGUGGUGGGUUGGCUGCAUUAUCAGAGCUUCUAGAGAGAUGAAGUACAGAGUCCAAUUUGGGACAGGAGAAGAGUUGGAUUUUCAGCAUACCCAGCUGAGACCUCAUCAAGAGUGGAGUGCUGGAAUGUGGUGCUCUGUUCCUAAGGAUUGGAAGUUUUGAUGACCACCCAUCUAAAGGAGAGUACAUCCAGUUGAAGAAUCUAACUCUAGAAACCCAGAAAUAGCUCUGAGAAUGUGAUUGGGUUGGUAGAAAACUCAGUAGGAAAUCCUACUUUUUUUUUACCUAUUUAGUAUUUACCUGUAGAAAAGUGGCUCGCUUCCUUGUUCUUCAACCUCUUAUCCUACCCUAUGCCAUACCUCCCUCCAUUUUCCCAUAGGAUCUAUGCACAAGUAACUGUAAAGACUAUUGCAGAAGAACUGCCUUUAACUUGGACGAGUAUAAGAGGUUCCUGUGUAUACAUUCCUCUGUGUUCAUGUUAUCUCAGCAAGUUGUUGUCUGAAGUUGACUGUCUUGGUGUUUUCGGAGUUCUAGAGUAUCAUUUUCGACGAGUCAAGAGCUGAAGAUGAUGCGCAACAAAAGAGGAAGAAGUAAUGAUAGUAGAAGAUAACAAAAGGGAGAGGCUACCCGAUUCUCUCCCUUCGGCCUCCAAUCCCAGCCAACAUAUUCUUUUCCCUAUAUGAGAGUUCCAGAGAUGAACAGAACUUCAAUGGUUUUAUGCAUAUUAAUACCCAUUCAAUAAAACGCCAGUCGGAUUCCC